This is a messenger RNA of Penicillium coprophilum, 2034 nucleotides long. Its product is annotated as putative FAD monooxygenase. Lineage: Eukaryota; Fungi; Ascomycota; Eurotiomycetes; Eurotiales; Aspergillaceae. Bases 1 to 2034 code for a protein of 677 amino acids. Gene Ontology annotation, molecular function: FAD binding. The record is from RefSeq and is a predicted model, not a curated record. The transcript has 4 exons.
AUGGUUGAUACACAAACAACAAAACAAGACCAUGUGGAUGUCCUCAUUGUCGGUGCCGGACCAGCUGGGCUUAUGUUAGCCAACUGGCUAAGUCGCUGCGGAGUCAAGACCCGUAUCGUUGACAAGCGUGGCUCGAAGGUCUUCAAUGGCCAAGCGGACGGUCUGCAAUGUCGUACUCUGGAGAUCUUCGACUCUUUUGACUUUGCCCACCGGGCAUGGCGCGAGGCAAACCAUAUGCUGGAGAUCUGUCUGUGGAAUCCCGAUCAGAAUGGCCGUCUUCAACGAAGCAACCGCAUUCCGGAUACCAUUCCAGGAAUCAGUCGUUUCCAGCAAGUCGUACUGCACCAGGGUCGCAUCGAGCGGUUCUUCCUCGAUUCAAUCAAGGAACAUAGUGACAUUUGUGUUGAGCGUGGUGUGCUGCCCACAUCUUUUGAUUUUGACGAAGCCAAAGCAGGUGAUUUCGAGGAUUACCCUAUCAACGUCAAGCUUAGUACUUUGUCUGAGGAAGAAUCCACGCCUCAACAAAGACUGCAACAUCAGAGAUCUUCUGGUGGCCGGGAAACAGUGGUCGAGGAUGGAAAUUUCAGAAGUAACUUAGUUGCUGAUGACACUGAGGAUCUUAUCCAGGCGGCAGAGGCCAAAGGAAAUGGAAAUUCCAGCCAAGUGGAGCAUAUCAAGGCUAAGUUCCUGGUCGGUUGUGACGGUGCCCACUCAUGGGUGCGCCGUCAGGUGGGCUUUCAGUUGGAAGGUAGCUCAACUGAUUAUAUCUGGGGUGUGCUUGACAUUGUCCCCAUCACGGAUUUCCCAGAUAUCCGCCAUCGAUGCGCCAUUCACUCCGUGGAUGCGGGUAGCUUGAUGGUCAUUCCUCGCGAGAAUAAACUUGUUCGGCUCUAUAUUCAGCUUCAGGCAACGGAUUGCCAGAAGAAUGGCUCCAAAGCUGACCGGUCCUGGAUCACACCUGAUAUCAUUUUGAAAUCUGCCCAGCGUAUCGUCUACCCAUAUAAGCUCGAUUACGCGUAUUGCGAUUGGUGGACUGCGUAUCAAAUUGGACAGCGAGUGAGUAACAGAUUUUCGCAAAGCGAUCGCGUUUUCCUGGCAGGUGAUGCUGUUCAUACGCAUUCUCCCAAGGCUGGACAGGGGAUGAAUGUCAGCAUGCAGGAUACGUAUAACCUGGGAUGGAAGCUUGCCCAUGUGGUAAACGGACUCAGUGAACCCUCGAUUCUCCAAACCUAUGAGUCUGAGAGAAGACAGAUCGCACAGGACUUGAUAGCUUUCGAUCACCGCUUUUCGCGACUUUUCUCCGGACGCCCAGCCAAGGAUAUCAUGGAUGAAGAGGGAGUCAGUAUGGAAGAGUUCAAAAGUGCCUUUGAAAAAGGAAACGAGUUUGCAAGCGGCAUAGCUGUCGACUAUGCUGCCAGCAUUCUCAUUGCAAAGGAAACGGAUGUCACAGAACGCGGCAAGGACACGAUUAUCAGCAAACCACAGCUGGCUGCGAAGAUUGAUAUUGGUAAACGUAUACCUAGCUUCAAAGUUUUGAAUCAUGCCGAUGCACGCCCGUGGCAUCUGCAGGAGCUAUUGAAGAGCAAUGGGCGCUGGCGAAUAAUGGUUUUUCCUGGACGACUCACCGAACCACAGAAUAUGAAACGCUUCGAAAAGUUAGGAGCCUCUUUGGGAGGGCCGGGCUCUUUCAUUCGCCAGUUCACACCAUCAGAUAAUCCCAUCGAUAGUGUGAUUGAGGUACUGACGGUGCAUUCCGGACCACGUACUGAGAUCGAACUUCUUGAUCUCCCGGAAGCGUUUCACCCUCACCAUGGUGACAUGGGAUGGGAUUAUUGGAAAGUCUUCGUCGACGAGGAUUCUUACCAUGAGGGACAUGGCCAAGCUUAUGAAAACUAUGGCAUUGAUCCAAACCGUGGUGUCAGUGUCAUUAUUCGCCCUGAUCAGUAUGUUAGUUGGCUUGGAGAGGUCGAUGACUACGAGCAGAUGUCGAGAUUCUUCACUAGUUUCAUGAAGCGACAAUUGGCGGGAAGUUAG